AUGGAGGGUGCAAAGUCAUCGCCAGCUGCCAACUCCCGGCCCGGUGCUUUUUCCAAGUCACAGCCGGGAGAGAAAACUGCUUCAAAUUCAACGGCAAACCCGUCAUGCAGAGAGCAGCAACGGAACAAAACUGACCAGGCAGGCCGCCCGAAGGGCGGAGGACCUGCGAGUUCAGUGAAGGGAACAGGAGAUCGUCUGUCUGCUCACAGUGAGGAAGACUUACUGAAGGGUUUGACGCUUCAGGCCGUCUGGAGUGAAAAUGUGGAGUUCACUUCUUUGAUGAACGCGGCGUUGAAGAUUGCUAGACUUAGCCCCACGGCCAGUGACCUGGACUGGAACGAAUCGUACCACACCUUUCUUCAACUCUUCUCUAUGUCAAGGGCACGCCUCGCGCGUCAAAAAAGCAUUCUUCAGGCUCGGCAGUGCGAUCUCGAAGACAUUCUUGCGGACGAGCGGUCCAUCCGACAGUCUGUUGCCGAUUGUGAACGCGCAAUUGUCGAGGCCCAGAGAUGCCUGGCGAAGGCGAAGCGUCACCGGCGGAAUCGGGAGCAAUACGAGGCACUCGCUCUUGAAGUUUCGAGGAAAGCAUCGGUGGCAGACUUGGAAGUCGCCCAGACAGAAGAACUGGAACGGAAAGGUCGGGCAGAAAAGAAGGCGAAACUCGUGGAGGAGCAAAUUGCCACGCGACAGCGUCAAACCCAGGUCGUCCUAAAAGCAGCUUCAGAUCUUUUACAAGCUUCACAGAGCUCGUCAGGUUCUACUACGAAAGCCAAGGGCUGA
Messenger RNA from Neospora caninum, 780 nucleotides. RefSeq lists its product as hypothetical. The record is from RefSeq and is a predicted model, not a curated record. Lineage: Eukaryota; Apicomplexa; Conoidasida; Eucoccidiorida; Sarcocystidae. The transcript is spliced from 4 exons. The coding region runs from base 1 to 780 and encodes 259 amino acids.